Messenger RNA from Dothidotthia symphoricarpi CBS 119687, 3181 nucleotides. RefSeq lists its product as uncharacterized. The coding region runs from base 400 to 2847 and encodes 815 amino acids. The record is from RefSeq and is a predicted model, not a curated record. The transcript is spliced from 3 exons. Lineage: Eukaryota; Fungi; Ascomycota; Dothideomycetes; Pleosporales; Dothidotthiaceae.
CACAGCACGAGGGCUGUACAUGCAGAAUAGUCCAUUGAAGCAGUGAUUUGAACUUGAACUUGAAACCAUUCUCUCCUCCCCAUUGAUAGCCGCUCUCCACACUCCACACUCUACCCCACGGCUCUCCUCCCGCGCUCGACGGACGGUGGUUUCUGGUUGCGAUCGGCGGUUAGACGCGUACCGUCCCGUGAGACGGCGGCAGCGGCGCAAUUGCAGCAAUAACAUGAGAGUGAGUGGCUGUCACGAGAGCUUUCCCAGCUCGCCUUCCAUGUCUCUCGCUUGCUGUAGCCUCAUGAUGCAGUGCCCGUGUUUCGGUCGUGUUGCGUGCUGGACGAGUCCUCUAACACGCCCACCAGAGUCCUAUGUAGCACACCCACCCAGCACUGCUAUGCCCAAGACAUGAACUCCGAAUUCGCGUGGUGGGAGUUUAGCCAACACCAGUACGACCCGAACCCCAAUCCAACCCCCAACCCAAACUCCAGCACACAUUCACACUCGCAUUCGUACCCGAACCAGAGUCCGAAAUGGGGCGUGAGAUACCCGGAGGCUCCGCACGCGCCCCCUCCCUUCACCUUCCCCGAGCAGCCUGUCGUGCGCCUGGCCGAGGGGUUUGGCCAUCUGCAGCUGAUCAAGGUGCCCAAGACGCGAACGAGCCCCGUGGUCACGAGGACGCGCAUCACCCGCCAUGGCUCCCAGCCCACGCCCAUCCGCCCGUCGUCCAGCGGCGGGGAGAUCAGCAUGGCCUCACAUCGCUCGCUUGCCCCGCCCCGCCGCUCCGAGUCGUACUCGCACCCCACGCCGCUCGAGGAGUUCCGCACCGCGAGACGCUGGCCGCCGCAUGGAUACCGGCCGAAUGACGCGCUGAACCAGCACGAGGCUGACGACUUGAUAUGCGCGGGCGCGCUGACGUUCAGGGGCAUAUGCGAUACCAUCCCCAACGCGCCUGCGGGGUAUGACCGCUUCUACGCCGUCAUGGAGUCGGAGCACCAGAGCCGCACCGACCGCGCACCGUUCCAGCAACACGCGUACCGGGACAUGUCGCUGAAUGUGAGGGGUGCAGCGGACGGCCAGUUCCCAUGGGGGUCGUUGGAGCAGCCGUGCAUGGCGUACGCGUUCGGCAAGAGCGCAGGCACAACGACGCUCAACUACUGGGCUGGCAAGUCGGGGAGCAGCAGCCCGCCGACGCAGUUUGCUGCCGACGCGAAACCGCGCAAGAUAAGGCUCCUGCAGAUCCUGGACAGGCUGCAGACGCUCGAGAGCGGCCUUAAUGAAGAUGAUCCAGAGGACGUGUAUCAGUAUUUGUACGGCACGCUUAUCGAGAAACCCGAGCGCUUCGAGGAUGAUCCGGGCUUUGAUAUGGAGCAGCAGAUUGCGGAUCUCAUAGCCGUCUUGACGAAUUCGCGCUGGAUCGACUUCUCCGUGCCAAAGAACCAGGUUGUCGCCAAGUUCUUCGACUCCCCGGAUCAACACAAGAAGCAGGAGUUCUUCCAUCAGUUGCUGCUGUCGGUGGAGCUCUAUCUGCGGAUACACUCUCGGGAGUUGGAAGGGAAGGCUAGGAAGAACCUCGUCAAGCAGCUUCCUUCCAUCAUUUCAUGGGAUCUGGCUAUUGCACAGCGAUGGCUCGACAAUAUGAUGAUCACAAAGUCGCGGACGUCUUCUACGCAGAGCACUUUCAGCUUCGAGCUGAUGAGCAAGAAGAGGCAGAAAGAGGCGCUGAGGCUCUUUGCAGCGACACUCAAAUGGCCAAACAUGGACGAAGUCGAAUACGUCCUCGAAGAACGCGACAUGGAAGAGAAGGCAGUCGAAGACCGCUCGGCCGACGCCAUGUCAUGGUUCUCCGGUAUCAUCCUGCCUGGAAGAACGCUGCCAUGGCUCAUCAUGAACAGCCUGAUUGACUGCGACAGAGACACGAAGGAAGCUCUGAACCACCUAACUCACAUGCAGCCUUCAUCCGGCUUCCAGUACCGAGCAAACACGUACUGGUCUUCUCAGUGCAUCGUUGGAAAGGUCCUCGGGGCUGCACGAGGCGUCAAGCAGAUCGCAGGCUGGAUCGGGCCGUGCAUAUACACUCCAGACCUCAAGCGCACUGAGUGCGUCAAAGUCAAGCAACUCGAGUCUGUCGAUCCAAAGCUCACGCCCAGGGACGUGGAGUUUCUGGGAGAGCGAUCACAUCCUCUAGGUCCGACUGAGACGAGCUACCCAAUAGAUGACUACGAGGUACCGUUGCCAGACACCAAAAACGUCACGGACCUGAUCAGGAUCGAGAAGCUCAACUUCAAGCCUGCAAAGGACCAGCCGUCUUCCACUAGGAAGGUCUCCGGUUCGCCCCUGGUAUUCGACGCAUCGAUCUUCUUUGCAUUCGGAGGAGAUACUUGGCCGAUGAAACUGCGCUAUGAUGUCGAUUUCAUCAACGCGUUCCCCUGCCACCAGGGCCCUCACGUCCUCUUCUACGACUUCACCUACAAAGCCAUCAAGAUCGGCCAAGGCCUCGUCGACCUGCACGACUGGGCUCGUCAAUCCGGACGCCACUCCCGGCCGUCAUCCACACGCUCCUCGCCCAAGAAAAACGCCCUCGCCCUCCCCAACGAACACACCCGCACUGCCCACGAGCAGGUCACAAACGUGCUCGCCAUCGAGGCCCUGGGCGUCAGCGACAACGAGGUCUUUGCGCGAGCGUGGUGCGCGCACCAUGGCCUCAGCGCCAUCGUGGCCAACAUCAAGGAGACGUGCAUGGCGUGUGCGAUUCGAGAGGCGUAUGCGGCGUGUGUGGCGGUGGUGAUUCUUACCGAGGGGGGGAAGGAGAGGGAGAGCGAUGAGGGCAUUCCUGAUAUUCCUGAGUACAUGUGAGGAGGUGUUGAUGGUUUGUUUUUAGCAUCUGUUGCAUUGAUGUUGUGUGUGUUUUUGUUUUGUGCUGCUUUGGCUAGGGUAUGGGUAUGUGGUGGUCAUGGAUAGGGGGAGUUGGUAUGCGCAUUUGUACUGUCUUAUGGGGUUGGUGUUUUUUUGGCGGUCAUGGGCGGGGUGGGAUAUGGAUAUGGAUAUGGAUAUGGGUGAUGGAUGGGAUGGGAUGGGAUGUAUCUUUACGCUCGCGAGAGCUUGGGACGGUCGGUCAUGGCAAGGUAACGGUUACCGGUAUGCUCAGGGUAGCUAUGUGUUAUGAAUGUAUGAAUUAAGAAUUUUGAAC